AUGGCUUCUGCUGAUACACCCAGUCAAGAGCCCAACGGCUCGAUCAUCGAAAAUGAGGGCAACUCCCUACGCGAAAGUUUUGGGAGCAUCAUGGACAAGCUAGAAAGCGAACUGAAUCUACCUAAAGAUCAGCUUGAGGCAAAUAAUUCAUGGAGCAUUGACUACAGUGUUUCAGCGAUGGCGGUUUUCCAUCUCAAGGGAGACUGGGAGAUAUUCAAAGGUUUCAAGCUUGAAGGUGUCAGACUCAAGAUUUAUGUGAACACGUCAAGGAAGACACCGGCUAUUCUCAGUGUUGAGAUCAAUGCCUAUAUGAUGGUCAGGGACUACAAAGCUGUCGUGACUGGAAGAAUCCCUUUUAUACAAAAGGGGCGUGAUAUCGAAUUUGUCCUAAAGAUUGAAGCUUCAAGCUCUGUUGGAGUCAUCGACACAGGAGGACUGGUUGAGGCAUGCACAAAUGGUGAUCAAAACAGCAAAGAUACUACGCAGAAGGACUCCCAACAUCUAGUCGAGAAAGCUGGUCUACUGGAAGAUACGGCCGACGCUGCCGGAGCUGAACUGAUUGUUGUUCGAACCGCCGAAUCGAAGACCUUCUAUCUCAAGAAGUUCGAAAUCAGGAUAUCUGCACAGCUUGAUUGGAAUAUUCUCCCAGGAAAAUUUAGACUUGAAAGAGGAACAGCAAGGCUGCACUUUUCAAAGAAAAGUGACAAAGAUCCAUUCCUAGCACAGCUAGAGGUUGCGGGACGCGUGUCAUUGCAGGAUCCUUCCAAGGUCAUUAUCGGUGUAGUGACCUCGCUUUCUGUGAAAAAGGGGGACAUCCUUCUUGCCUUCAAAUGCAAAGUUGCAGCUGGACAGGGCGUCCAGCCAGCAAAACUAGUAAAUCUCAUUGCUGACGAAAAUGCUGCUGAUCUCUCACCAGAGUUAGUGAAAGCACCCCCGAGCCUGGACUUGGAGGAUGAUAACUCAUGGGCAUUUGAGCUUGGUGCAUCACUGGAGAGAAAGGGGGAGAAAUGGGCUCUGAGACACGUUCGAGCAGCUGUUCAGAUUGAACGAGUGUGGGCGCCAUUCCCACAGCUGCUGAUUGGAAAUGUGGGCGCUGUUAUUUUGGUCUCCCGUCAUGGUUUGAAGGUGGAUGAUUUUGAAGAAGACGCAGCCCUGAGACGCCCCGAGAACGGUGAGAGACUUAUGGCGCUCGAGAAAGAAAACCCCACACCAGAUCAGCUCGACUCAAACAAGCUGAAAGUCUCGGGGUGGCUCACAGGCAUGAUCUAUCUCUACAACUUGCAGCUGGAGGGAACAGUCCAGUACGAUUCUGGAGUUCUCCACAUCCGUUGCCAUAUCAAAAAUACCCAGUCGUGUUCUUUUACAGGGAUUCUUUCAAAUCCACGGAUUCACACCGUCGAUGGCGACAAAAGCAAGAAGGUCCCAACUAAAGAUGAAUUGGCCGAGGCACUUGAUUCUACCGCAGCCCCAAGUGAUUGUCCCGUCGACUUUUGGAUGGCUUCAUCUCCAUAUUACGGAACUGAGAGGAAGUGCAACAUUUCAUUUAAGGACUCUCAUCUUCGCGAAGUCGAAUUCGUCGCUCGGUCUGCUGGUGUUGAUAAUGGAUGGAAACUAACCGAAACCAUUUCCAUUCAUGAUAUGGGACUCUUGAUAUCCUACAAGGCAUCCAAAGACCGCGAAACAGGGAUCGGGACGUUAAAAAGCUAUGCAUAUGGGCAUUUAAAACUAUCUAAGAGUUUCACGCUCUUUGCUCUGGUUGCUGGUCGAAAGGAGGACAAGAUCAAGGAGUUUUUCGUCCACGUUUCCGCCACACUUCAACCUCAGGCGAGCGUUGGAGUACCCCCCAAAAAACUUUUCGAGGAACCAGCGAUGAAAAACUUGAAGCCUCAAAUAGAGGGAUGGGAGCUUCCAACAUCGCUUCCCGCCGAGGGAGGAAAUGUAUCCGCAUUGUUUCAGUCUGCUUCGGCUGGAGUGAGUCUCAAGAUGGCCGAAAAGGAGGUUACCAAGACAGAAGAUGAGACAUCCGAGACAAAGACUUCCCUUGUCUUUGCGCAUGCAUAUCUAGAUGUCAAGGGAAGCUGGGAGAUAUUCGACGGGCUCCAUUUGCAGGGGAUAUCUUUGCAUGCUCUCGUGAUGCCCGCGUCUAGUAACCAGCCAAAUGAUUCAUCGACCACCCAGAUCGAAGUUAAAGGAGCUCUUCAUGUUUCCUCUGGAGAUCCUGGCUAUUAUAUAGUCGUCUGCGCGGGCUUUACAAAACAGAAAGAGGAAAGUAGCUUCACGGCCCGUCUCAUGGCGACUUCCAGUGGCGGUACCAGCAAGGAUAGAGUGGAAGAAGACAGUCAACAGCAACUGCCACUAUCUCCAUCUUUAGUCCUAAGCCUCUCUGCUUUUGGUGGCAAAGAUCUCGAGACUGCAGAUCACAGUACCAUACCGCAGGACUUUCCCCUGCAACCUAAACAGAUACAGCCUUCCACAAAUGUCGGAUGUACCUUGGAGGUGCGCAAGGACAAACAAACCAACAAAUGGGGACUAGAUCAAAUUGCAUUUUCUAUCAGAUCAGAUAAAGAAUGGGAGGUUGUUCCUGGUCUUCUCGGCAUGAAGCUACUUCGAUUCGAUUUACAGGUAAAAAAUCCGAAACAAAAAGACCGCGAGAUUCUGGCGUCUGCUGCAGUCGAUAUCUUCAUCAAUGAUCUAUCACUAGAGAGUACACUUCUCUUCCGCAAAGCCCAGAAAGGGAAUAUCCUCCUUUUCGAGCUCAAUGUCCGAGGCGAUAGAGUCAGUUCAAUGCUGCGCAAUCUCGCUGAUGAACAUGUUAAUAAAUUGGCACCCCCCGAAACACCCAAAUUUAAAGAGACUGCUUUCUUCACAGUACGCGUUGUCUGUGUCUGGACCUCUGAUGAUUCUAAUUCUGGAAAAUCCAAGCGUUGGCUCCAGGCUAUUGAAAUCGACUACGAUCCCGCAGACACACUGAAUAUCGAUCCAUUCAAGGUCCAAAAGCUGCAGCUAUCUCUCCUAUGGCAGCCACCUGAAGUGACUGGUCAGCGCACUAAGCCAGAAGUGUCAUUCAAAGGCGAGAUACUUUGCGGCAAGGUUCCCGUUGAUAUUAAUCUAUCCUAUGAGAACUCCCCCUCUCGACAAUUCGUAUUCAAAUUACUUCCCCAUGAAGACAAGCCCCUUCGUCUAACAGAUAUAAGUCAAACCGACAGCGGGAAAGAUGGGAAAGGACUACCAAAACCAAAGUAUGACCUACCUGAGGGCUGCAGGUCCCUAGAUGGAGUGAAGAUGACAGCUAUUCGUGGUGUUUAUGGUCUUCAGUCAGCCCAUGUUCCAAAGUCAAAGCUCUUAGAAUUUGACGCAGACAUUAAAUCCGAUCAGGUGAUCGACAUAUUGGACCUCGGAGAUGAGGUCAAGAUUCAUCUGUACAAACUCAGUCUGCACUGGAAGUAUCGCGAUAACAACAACAAACCUGAAUCUACCGGGCAUGUCUUCGCCCAUCUCGGGUGUCGCAAGCAGAACCAACAAGGAAAGCUCAAGAGUGAGGUCCUAGUCGGGUUCCAAAAAGACAAAGAUGGCCGUGAGAUAUUCAAGGGGUUGCUCGAGUUGAACGAAAACCUGCCUGACACGGACAGACCUAUUGACUACGAGGAACUACUCGACAAAUUUCUGCCUCCCAAGUCCUACGAAAAGCCAAGCGAUCCGAAAGUUCCCUCACAAAUUCCUCUGUUGAGUAUAUCUGUUAUUUUGAUCCGACAUCAGUCUAUUGAGAUAAGUGGUUGGGGAAAGUCUAAAUGGGGUCUACCUCUAGACGGAGCGGAUAUUCAUUUAGACCAGUUAGGCUUAGAUUUCAGGGCUGAGAAACCCAGCCAGGAUAAACAGGUCAAAGCAGAAUCCCAAGGAAAGACUGAAAUUCAGGUAUCUAUAACGGGUGCCUUGAGUCUGAACCGUCUUCAGUCAAUAGACGAAUUCCGUGCCAGUCUAUCGAUCAAACGCGGAUCCACCAAAAUCCUUCGAGCAAGCCUGAAAAGGAGCAGUAUAUCAUCAAGAGACUCAGUAGGAGACCUUGAGCAGUUAAUCCAUCAGGUUACCGGCAUUCCGCUGAAAGACAUUGCUCCAAAUGUAUCAACCAAGUUGUCUUUCGAGGAGACUGCAUCUAUUCAGCUCUAUGUUGAUUUUACAGAAGCCUCCAACUUCCGCAUGAUUCUACGUGGAGAGAUUGCUGGCCUAGGCAAAGUGCUUUUCUUCACACGGAAGGGCAAAAGGUCCUGUGGUAAACGAGAAUAUGUUGUGUAUGCUCAAUCGCCAUCAAUCCAGAGCCUAAUUACCAUGUCUCCAUCAUUUUCCUCUGAUGUCGAUGCAGCCUUCGACCUUGCGCCUAUCGAAGCAGGAAUCAUUUCGUAUGACGGCACGGUCAGAGAGUUUAAUGCUGAUAUCAAUGAGGAUAUCGAGCCUGAUGCCAAAGAGUCUUCAUCUUCAGAUUCAACCUUUCAACCUUUCCCUCCCUCAGCUCCCAUCACAAAGCCAAUACUCAUGAUUCCAAACCAGCAGAAUCUUUGUAAAGGAUUCUGGGUAUUUGCUGGCAUUCGACUAGGAGGCGAAGGCGCCAUGUCACAAGCACUAAGAUCCGUGACCAAGCCUCAGCAAAUGCCUCAGGUCGCCUUCUAUGGAAUGAUCUCAACAAAGCUAAGCGAGUAUGGGAUUGUGAUCUACGAUCUCUAUGUUCUAGACAAGUUUUUGAGAAUCGACAAAGCCAGUGGAACGUACCGCAAAGAUCAUUCCACAGGCCAGCAGAGUAUCAACUUGGAAGGUACAUUAAGCUUUCUAGACCUUGGUGGACAGGGAGUGGACUAUUCCAUGGAUGUCGGUGUAGCCAUCACAUCGAACAAGACAACAUUCUCUGUUCAGGAGUCCGGAUCUGACAAUACAAGUGAAGUUAAAAACCCCUUUGGGGAAAUGUUCAACGUCACUCUUUUCUUGAAGUCUGUAUCCGGGGAAAUCACAUACGAGAAGGGGAAGGUGCUGAACAGUCAGUUCAGCAUCGUCGGUCAGGCUGCUUUUGCAAAUCAAUCCCCGAUAAAGAAUCUGGAAGCUAGAAUAAUCUUCAGCAAUGGUGUACCACAGGUUGUUGCUGUCGAGUUCAAACAGCUGGCUGUACAAGGCCCUGAGGGACUAUUUGGCAGCAUUAUCCAGCCAGGUGCGGCAGAUGAAAUGCCCGGGUCAUGGCCAGAGGAUUAUCCUGAUAUAAAACUAAUUGAAGGCUCCAUGUACUAUGCCAAAAAGGAAAUUGCCUUUGAGAAUAAGUGGUCACCAUCAAAAGGAAAGAAGAAGUAUCUUGCUGGCUACAACGUCGUGGCCAAUCUAAAACUUCUUGAUGUAAACUUUCAAGUCCUAGUCAAUAUCCUCCCCAAACGUUCAGGUGUUAGUAUCAAAGGUGUGCUGGAGGAGCCCAUUGAACUGGCAUUUAUCAAACUGGCACACACCUCUCUUGCUAUCACAGCUAAAAAGGGUAAAAAGGAAUUUUCAAUCAGCAGCGACGUGGUAUUCUUCGAAGAAAUCAAUCUCAAUCUCUCCCUGUCAUACCAACCUGCGUCACGAUCUAAUGACAAACCCGCGAGCUAUCAUGGCCGGAUAUUCCGAGUCAAAGACAAAGAAAACCCAUUCGUAUCGAUUCGGUACCGGGAUGGUCAGUGGGUAUUUGAAGAUUGGGACUUCCCUUGGCAGCCAGAGGAUGGACCACGCAUUGAUGAAGCAAUUGAAAUAGCAAGCAAGUUCCAGUCAAAGGAUUGCGAAUGUGAAGCGCUGGUUGGUCUGGUCUUCGAGGAGUUCAUUGUGCCCAAGUUCAAAUGGAAGAUCUCAUCCCCAGCUGGGAAAACACCGAUUUUUAAGGACGGUUUGCUGAGCCUCCGAGUGGUUUGGAGUUACAAUAUCAGUGUCCCUAUGCUGGAGCUAAAUCUGCUGGACUUUUUAUUGCCGGAUAUCGGCCUAUUCCUCAAGGGUCCUUUUAGCCAUGCAGGAAUAAAAGAACUCCUUCUCAAGGCUAUUGCAGACAACCUGCAAGCAAUUGGGCAGGCCAUUCUCAAUCGUCCAGAUGACUUUUUUAAGAUCAUCUCUGUCAUAACCCUCGACCAUUUUGGGCCAAAGCUAAUUGCCUCUCUCGUCUGCCGGCAGAAGUAUUCAAAAGUCAAGGCUCAAAACCUCAAGGACUGUGCUCAGGAAAUAAUUAAUGAUGAGAUCAAGGAUCUUGAAAAUGGUGCUGAAGCUGAUAUACAAGCACUUGAUGGGUUGCAGGCUAGCUUGCUAGGUGCUCUAGGAGGUGGCGCUGGGGAGCUUCUUGGAGAUCUUCUUGUGGCCCUUGGCUUGCUGUUAGUGGCUCUCUUUAUUGGUGGCGGCUCUGGUGACAGGUAUCAAAAGGAAACACCUGUCAUGGACGCUUCUCCUGGAGAUUAUAAGGAGAAGUUCUCCGACCGGCUUAAGAAACUGGAGAAAGAUCGAGAAAGGGCUCGAAUAAAGGCUAAGGGGCUCAAAGAAAAAGCCGAGUCUGCUCUUGCUCUGACUGGGAAGCCUCUUCUAGAAUUUAAGAGUGUUAAAGGGCAGACAAGCCUAUUUGUUGAUUGGACAAGUGCUCUGCCAGCUAUAGUCAAGUCGCAGCCGAAAGAUUUCCAGGAGAAGAUGUCGUGGAGAGUGAAAAUCCAGACUAUCAAUGGUCAAAAUAUUGGCACUGUUACACUACCAGGAUUGACAACAUCCACUUACUAUUCUCUGCCAUCUUGGGUCUCUGAUGGGACUACUUUACAGGUCCUAGUGCGGUCCUCUUGCGAGUACUCAAAUACAAUAUAUACUACCCCAUGGUCAUCUGCAGCCAUCUUGACAUACCAUGUGACACUUCCUGCCCCACCUGACGAUAUCACUUUUUAUCCAGAUUGUUCCCCAGAACCUGGUAUUGCCGUCCAGUUCUCUCCUUCUGUUGGUGGGACAUAUGAGUUGUCAUUGGUUCCUUCGGCAAAUCCAAGUGCGGAUCGUGCUAUACAUAACAUAACGCAAUCAAUCGCCUCUGGGGGGAGCUACGUAUCAUUCUGGGGUAUGAUACCAUAUCUUGAUACAUUAGAGUCACUAGAUGCUGUCAGUAUUCUCGUGCGUUGCAUAUCCAUUCCCGGGGCAUCCCAGCGAAAACCGUCAGCUUGGAUUUUAUCCAGGAAACAAUUGCGUCUCUUCUCCUGCCCCAGUCUUAAACCAACAGGACUCUACUUUGACGAUGGGGCAUGGAUCGAGUUCCCCGAUGCAUGGGAUCAGGUUGAGUUUGUUGAGAGAUAUUUGAUUCGGAUUAUAGAUUCCAACGGCAACGUUGUACAAGACCGGCAAGUUUUUGAAGAAUCCGAUGCAUAUCCUGGAAUGCGAUGCUUCGUGGUGAAGAAGCCAGAUCUUGCUUUCAGUCAAUAUUCUCGAUAUGCUAGGGUUUUAGUCACCCCUAAGCCUGUUUCAGACCAUGAGGAAGCCUUCCUGCUUCCCCAAAGAUUCACGGUCAAGUUUGACGAGGGCUUUACUCUCAAAAUCGACAAGAAAAGCUAUUAUGAUCUGGAAACAAACAAAGCUAUUCUCGUUUUUCAUAUUCACUCUUUCAAAGGCAUCCGUUACCAUGUUAUUGUUGAAAGCCUGGAUGAAUCAGAGAAAGUAUCUGAUCGCCAAAACCUUGGCGAUAGAGUUGGAAGGAAUAAAGACUAUUUCUUUGUGCUAUGGACACCUUCAACCGCUGAUCCUUCCAAGGUUUUCUCUCAAGAAUCUUCUCAUCCAGCUUUACCUUCCGCUCUACGAUUGACUGCUCUUGAUCCCAACGUACAAAAUCGUCGACUCAGCCCGCCCUCCAUGCCCUGGUCCUGCCCUGAUACAAGUAUCGCCAUGAAUCCGCCUUGUGUCGAAGCUCAGACUCUUUCCUAUUAUCGUAGUCUUCUCCGAAUUGACUGGCAAAACCCACCCGGUCACAGUCACGAUUUUGGUUUUGCAUUGGAGCGCCACAUAUCCGUUAAUGAUCCCCAGUACCCACUAGCCAAGGUGGAAUAUUUCCAGAGAGCCUCUCCAGGUGCGAAUACUCUCACGUUCUCGUGGGAAUUAGAAAGAGUACGGCAUAAGGGGGUAGUUCACGUAUGCUCUGUUGCUUUCACAGCGACUCAACUUCUCAGUUGUCGCUAUUGCUUCGAAGUUCCUGGCUGGGGGCCAAAACUAUAUGAAAAUCCUUUUCCUUUAUAUUUAUAUUAUACGGGUCCCCUUCCAAGAUUUGAUGACUUUGUUCCUCCCCCGAGGCAGUCCCUCUUCAAAGAGCCCUGUUUCUUUGUCAAAACAAUGUCAGACAUCGGAGAGUCUAGCGAUUGGGCGAUUCGAAAAUUUUCCUUUGACCCAGUCUCAAUGAAACCAACACUGACGACGGUUCUUCAGGAUAAUUCAUUGAACCAUGAGGGUGGUAAACUAGCCGUAUGGACUCUACCAGGGACACAGCACUGUGUAGUUUCCUAUAUCGCAAAUGACGGCAGUAUCCAAGCCAGAUUGAAUAAUGGAAAGUCUAGCCACAUGAAUGACUGGUUUUCACUAUCCGACUUUCCCUUUGGUUAUCCAAACAUGGCCUCUACCGCUGGAGGUGGUGCGCUAUCCGCCGUACAGAGCGAAGAAAAAUUGGACCUAUACUGGAUAGGCCCGCCGGGUGACAUCAGAACGAUCAGUUUUGAAGCCAAGAGAGGAUGGAGCAGCAUGAUAAUAGGCCUCACUCCGGAUGGGGCAAUUCCUGUGGAUCUAGAAGAUUCCGAUGACCUACCUGAUAUAUAUACCCGAGCGCUCCACACAAUAACGACAAAGUCGUUGGUACAACCAGAACGAACCUUUAUCUUCUGGAGUUACAGAGAUAGCAGGAUACCAUUCGUGUUAUCACCAUCACCAGACAACAAAUUGAGAUAUGUCAUCAGCCCCUCCAGCAAAUUUCCAAGACCUGGGGGGCCUGGAAUUACAUGUGCCAUCACCAAUUAUCAAGGUAACCCGCAACUAUGGGUUUUUUGGGUGACUACGGAGGGUGCUGUAUACGGUGCUGUCAACAGCCCCACUACAUUCGACGAAGACCCUUGGACCAUUCUUCUAAUUGCCCCUAAAGAGAGUGCCUUUGUCCGGACUCAACUUCAGACAAUUCCCCUCGAAAAUCCCGAUGAAAAUCCUCUGGUCUUGCUGUGGACUCACCGUGACAACCGUAACUUGAACUCUCUCCGAGCUGCAUGCCCCAUGUACAGCCCCUCUGGCUCGUUGGAUACGCGCUACUGGUAUAGAUUUCACCUACCAGGAUGUCCACCCUUGCCAGGAAGCUCUGAAUAUCCCCGGGUAUCCGUCAUUGUGGCAUCGGAAGGAGGUACAUCUUCUACUAAGCUCUCGCCGCUAUGA
Molecule: messenger RNA, 9408 nt
Organism: Talaromyces rugulosus
Lineage: Eukaryota; Fungi; Ascomycota; Eurotiomycetes; Eurotiales; Trichocomaceae
Exons: 5
Coding region: 1-9408 (3135 amino acids)
Source: RefSeq, a predicted model, not a curated record